UUCGUUGUUGGCGAUAACGCUGUUAGAAAUCUGCUGAACGGUUCUUUUUAAAAAAUUGUAAAAGAUCAGUUGCGAAUAUUAACUACAGGUUUUUUUGAUAGAUUUGAAUGGCGAUGGGAACGAAUCCUUGUGAAUUGAAACCUUUGCCAGCUUCAGCUGAAGAUUUUAAGGAGGAACUGAGAUUAUUUGAAAACCUUGAUCGAGACUCCGACCCACCACCCAGAGCAAAGCUUUAUCACUGCCUAUUUUCAAGUGCAAAGAUAAAACGUCCAUUUAAUUCUGCCAUGAUUUUGUUGGUAGGAAGUACUGGGGUUGGAAAGUCGUCUACAAUAAACCAUUUGCUUGAUACAGGAGAAGGAAACCCUGUUGCGGUCACCAGUAGUUCUGAGUCCGAAACUAGAACGACAAGUGAAUAUGUACUUACCACUGACAACCCAGAUUACGAGGUUUGUGAUUUAAGAAUGAGUGUUAUAGAUACACCAGGUUUCAACGAUAUUGCUGGUGUGAAGCAAGAUGCUUGUAAUUUUGUUUCCAUCAAAAGAUUUUUCCAAACGCACCCAGAUUUACCAGAACAGCUUACUUAUCCGAAUCUUGUCUUUUUGGUGGUGAACGUGCUUGAUACCCGGAUCAAGAGUGAGAAUAGCAAUCUUUCCAAAUGUCUUAGAGGGAUAAAAUUUCUUGAAGUGGUUGACAAAAGUCAUUCAAAUCUUGUUGUGGUUGUAACACAUUGCUGCUCUGUUGGGUACCGGAAUUUGAGUAAAUGGAAAGACAAGAUGAAAGAAAGGAAAGAUACCAUUUUAACUAUCGUGUUUGAAGUGCUUGGCGUGUCAGCACCUGUCGUAUUGAUAGAAAAUGACUUCGAUGACCAUGAACUUGAGAAACUGAAAGGUGAUUUUACAAUUCUUCCGAAUGGCGAGAGACAGCCUAAGAAUUUAUACGACGCCUGUGCGAAGCUUCUUCGUCGAAAUAAUGAUCAUUUUGGCCUCUUAGUGUUUAAUUCUUGUUUCACAAGAGCUAAAAAGGACAGGCCAACAGAAGGUCAUAAAAUUAUGGCGAAAGAUUCUCGAAGUGAAGAAUUGUCUGAUGAAGAGGACGAAUUUUCAAAUGCUUUUAGCGACGCUGCAAAAGGAGGUUUGAGUCCAAUCGCCACUUGUGUGAUGAAAUAUGUUAAAGAAAACAAACUCGACAAAACACAAGAAGAGAAAGUUUCAAAACUUGGGAACUGGAUGAACUCUAUGGGUUUGUUAAAGGAAGGACGAUUACAGUCUGUAACAUUGGCAGCAAUAAAUUGUCUUUAUGACGGAGAGAUUUCCGACCAUUGUAUCGAAAUGCUGAAACAAAAAUUUGGUAUUAAAAAUGAAAAGAAUUCAUGUAUUCCAGCUGAACUGGUUGGUCGAGGAUAUAAUAUCUUAUUGGACAACACCGUGUCCUCUGAUAUUUUCGAGUUUUCAGCUGUGAAUGAAACGAAGUAUGGUUUUAAUAUCCCUAGUUGUGCUCAAAUCAUAAAAGUUAAUGAGACGCAGGAAUUUCAAAGGAAAUUUCAGUCCGAUGAAUUGUUCGUAGAGAAUAGAUUGAAAAAUCUCGGCGUAAGUCUUGAUAUUGCACAGAGCAUGUUGAAAAUGGCACCUAACUUCAGAGCGAGUGCAAAUCAGAAGGAAAAUGGCAGUAACAAGUCUACGAAGACCACGAAUAUAUCGUUGACAGAACAUCGAAUUGUUAAGAUUGUUAUUGGAAAUUUUGAGUCGCAGGAAAUCUCCUUCACCAAUAAUUUUGUGUCCGCUGUUGGGAAAUUACCUGACCAAUAUACAGACGACGAAAAAUGCAGAGAAGCGUUUAUGAAUUUUUUCAAUCGUUUCGGUCAUUUCGUGGUCACUUCAGCUUAUGUUGAGAGUGUAAAGAAGAUUAUCUUGGAUGCAACAGAAACACGGUGGUAUGGAGGCCGGAGGGACCUGCAUAGCAAAAGCACACUACUCUCUGAAGAUAAAUUCCUGGAGUGGAAGUUGUCCCUGUCCAAAGAACCAGUGAUGCUGGCAACUGAAAUGAAUCUGGAGAAUAUUUCUUCUGUGGUCGCCAUCAUUGAUGAGAAGAAGGGAGAAGUUUGCCAUCAAGCACUGCGUAAUCUUUUUGAUGAUAAAGAUCUACAACCUGUUCGUGGUGAAAAAGAGAAAUCUCAAUUGGAGGAAAGAAAGAAGAAAGAGGAAGACCUCGAAGAGCAACGUAGAAAAGAAUCAAACACGAGAGAAGGUUCAACAAUAGAGCCAGAUAUUAAGGGAUGGUGGAAAACCACCACAGGAAAUGUUUACGCAGUUGGUGGAGUUCUUGUGGCAAUAGGUGCUUUUAUUGCAGCUAUACUCCUUAAGCGCUGA
Molecule: messenger RNA, 2366 nt
Organism: Dendronephthya gigantea
Lineage: Eukaryota; Metazoa; Cnidaria; Anthozoa; Malacalcyonacea; Nephtheidae
Exons: 5
Coding region: 108-2366 (752 amino acids)
Molecular function (GO): GTP binding
Source: RefSeq, a predicted model, not a curated record